AUGACUAACCUCAUCCUUAUCUUCGCCGCACAAAUCCUCCUUUUCUAUGCCGUUGCUUCCGUCGGAGAUGAAUUGGGAAGAACCAUGAACGGGAAACACCUUGGCCCUUACAAAAAGGAGAAACUCACUCAUCUCCGAGUCUAUUGGCACAACUCUGUAAACGGUAGAAACCCUAGCUCCGUGAUGAUCCAACAGCCGGUCUUGAACUCUUCCUUAUCCGGAUCGAUCACCAUGAUGGACGAUCCACUAACAUUCGAUGUGCCAAGGAAUGCGACUGUGGUGGGCCAAGCCCAAGGGAUGUACGUAGCAGCGGCCCAAGGAGAGAUAGGCUUCUUGAUGGUGAUGAACUUUGCUUUCACUACGGGGAAGUACAAUGGGAGUACGAUAACGAUUCUUGGGCGGAACGUGGUGAUGUCGAAGGUUAGGGAAAUGCCGGUGGUCGGAGGUAGUGGAAUCUUUCGAUUUGCUAGAGGUUAUGUCGAGGCUCGCACCAAGUCGUUUGAUCUCAAGGCCGGUUGUUGAAUAUAAUUGUUAUAUUCUGCAUUACUGA
Messenger RNA from Arabidopsis thaliana (thale cress), 550 nucleotides. RefSeq names its product Disease resistance-responsive (dirigent-like protein) family protein. The coding region runs from base 1 to 522 and encodes 173 amino acids. The transcript has 2 exons. The record is from RefSeq and is marked reviewed. NCBI's taxonomy places the organism in Eukaryota, Viridiplantae, Streptophyta, Magnoliopsida, Brassicales, Brassicaceae. Gene Ontology annotation, cellular component: apoplast.